Solanum lycopersicum (tomato) is the source of this 710-nucleotide messenger RNA. Its product is annotated as transcription factor MYB36-like. The record is from RefSeq and is a predicted model, not a curated record. NCBI's taxonomy places the organism in Eukaryota, Viridiplantae, Streptophyta, Magnoliopsida, Solanales, Solanaceae.
AACAUGGUAAGGGCACCUUGUUGUGACAAGAGCAAAGUGAAAAGGGGACAAUGGUCACCAGAGGAAGAUGAAAUUCUCAAGAAUCACAUCUUUAACCAUGGCAAUCCAGGCAGUUGGAUUGCCCUUCCUAAAAGAGCUGGGCUAAAUCGUUGCGGCAAGAGUUGUAGGUUAAGAUGGCUUAAUUAUCUUCGUCCAAAUAUCAAACUUGGAAAUUUUACACAAGAUGAAGACAACACUAUCUGCUCUCUCUACAAUCAGCUUGGAAGCAGAUGGAGUGUGAUUGCUUCUAAGCUUCCAGGAAGAACAGACAAUGAAAUCAAGAAUCACUGGAAUACCAAGUUGAAGAAGAAGGUUUCAGCAACAAAAGAAGCAAUGAAAUUACCAAUUCCAAGUAGCGACUCUGCUGAUAAAAAUAUGGUUGAAACAGGCGAAAAAAAUCCAAGAUUCACUCAAGAGGAAGACCACUCCAAGAUUUCACCUUCCAUCGAAGGAUCGACGAGUUUUGAAACAUGUUCUUCACCACUUGAUGAUCUUGCAUGGUUUGAAAGCUUUUUUCCAAUGGAUUCCAACACUAGUGAUGGCAUAUGGAGUACUCAACAAGAUGGAAUUGAUGAUUUCCCAUCUGAUGAUUUGCUUGGAGAUUGAUGUAUGUUAUUAAGUCAUUGUGAUUGUGAAACUAUAUGUGAAAACACACAAAGGAAGUUUAGUAA